Notothenia coriiceps (black rockcod) is the source of this 1472-nucleotide messenger RNA. It is a transcript of the gene lpcat2, whose product is annotated as lysophosphatidylcholine acyltransferase 2. NCBI's taxonomy places the organism in Eukaryota, Metazoa, Chordata, Actinopteri, Perciformes, Nototheniidae. The transcript has 10 exons. The record is from RefSeq and is a predicted model, not a curated record. Gene Ontology annotation, cellular component: endoplasmic reticulum. Gene Ontology annotation, molecular function: lysophosphatidic acid acyltransferase activity; 1-acylglycerophosphocholine O-acyltransferase activity. Bases 194 to 1072 code for a protein of 292 amino acids.
GGACCCCGCUGCGACCACGUUGGAGGCGGAGCCUGAGACCGUCUGGUUCCGCUGCUCUGCGGUCGCCGUCGCCCAUAGGAUCGUCUGAUAUGAGGAUAAAUGUGAAAGGAAACACUCCGAUGAGGAAGUGAAAUGAUAACAUAACGGCGUUUCAACUAAAGCAUUUGCCUAUUUCUUCGCUCUCUGGAUUGCAAUGCCGCCGCUGCGAGUUUUCACCCUGCCGAGGCAACAGUCCCUGCUGCUGCCUGCGGUCAUCAACCCGUUCGUGCAAGACACCAAACUCUCCAAAGCAGCUAUAACUAAAUGUGUCCUCCUGGGGAUCUUCCUGGUCCCUAUUCGCGCUGUCCUUGUGUCCCUGGUUCUGAUGGUGACAUGGCCAGUGGCUUUCAUAAUAACCUUCAACCAUCCUGUGAAAGGAGCCGAACCAAUGACAGGAUGGAGACGGAUCAUGUGUCGGCGAGUGAUGGCCGCCCUGGGGAGGGCAUACUACUUCUGCAUGGGCUUCAGAGUGGUGAUCAAGGGCAGGCAGGUGGACAGCAGUGAGGCCCCCAUCCUGGCUGUAGCCCCCCACUCCACCUUUUUCGAUGGGAUAGUGUGCAUCGUUGCAGGCAUGCCCUCCACCGUCUCACGACUGGAGAACCUGGCUACACCCAUCUUUGGCAGGUUAGUGCGCUGUCUUCAGCCGGUGCUUGUGUCCAGGAAGGACCCCGACUCCAGGAAGAAUACAAUCCAGGAAAUCGAGAGCAGAGCCAAGUCAUUGGGACACUGGCCACAGGUUCUGAUAUUUCCAGAGGGAACAUGUACAAAUCGCUCCUGUCUCAUCACUUUCAAACAAGGUGCCUUUAUCCCAGGGGUCCCUGUGCAGCCUGUGGUUAUGAGAUAUCCCAACAAACUGGACACAGUGUCUUGGACUUGGCAGGGUUUCAGCUCGAAAACGCUGCUGCUGCUAACUCUGAGCCAGCUGUACACCACAGUAGAGAUAGAGUUCCUGCCGACACAUAUCCCCACAGAGGAGGAAAAGAAAUGCCCUCCUCUGUUUGCUAGCAGAGUGCGAGACAAAAUGGCAAAAUGACUGUAAUGCACUUUAUGCCGGCCUAAACAAGACCUCGCUGGCACGCCUGCAGCUGGUACAAAACACUGCGGCUCGGCUGCUUACAGGAACACGCAAGCAUGAGCACAUCACCCUAAUUCUGGCUUCCCUCCACUGGCUUCCUGUUCAUUUUAAGAUGUUAUUGUUUGUUUUUAAAUCGCUUAAUGGGCUGGCCCCUCAGCACAUCUCCGACCUCCUAAAGGUGUACACCCCCUGAAGGGCUUUGAGGUCGGCUGAUCAGCUGCUGCUGGUAGUCCCUAAAACCUAGAAAAAGACCAGGGGAGACCGAGCCUUCUCAGCGGUAGCCCCCAGGCUCUGGAACGACCUGCCCCCCCAUGUCAAAUUGUUGCCCACCCUUCAAACUUUUAAGUCCCGCCUGAAG